UACGAAGAAAAAUGUUGUUGCCGUUUCUCGUCUUGAUGUCUUUCACUGUUCACCAAACCGAGGGACACCGACUGAACAAAGCGACAUGUCAGACAAGGAAACAUCACUUUUUGGACAUAUCUCUUAAAGGAGAAACGUUGUGUAAGACAUGCACUUCUUGUAGACCAGGAUACAAACAGGUAACUCGAUGUACAAAGGUUAACAACACGCACUGUGAGCCGUGUAGGCCAGGAACGUACGCCUACAACAACGCCAAGCGUUGCCAUCCGUGUCGGCACUGUGUUCGAGGACGCAGACACGGGCGGAAAUGCAGGAAGAUAGAAAAGGCACAGUGUUGGUGUCCGAAACGUACAUACUACCGUAGAGGAAAUUGUAUCCCGUGCACAAGAUGUCAAGCAGGUUCAUACGUCAAGUCACGAUGCUCCUUUACAAAGGACACCAACUGCCAAGAGUGUCCUCAAGGCACUUUUUUCUCAAGGUCAAAAAAUUUCUCAAAAUUCUGCGCAAAAUGUCAUGAAUGUCGUCACGGUGAAAUGAUAGACCAGCCAUGUAACUCAACUCAUGACACCGUCUGUGGUAAAUGUAAACCGGGAAUGUUCCGAUUGGUGAGCUCGGGUGAAUGUGUCCUAUGUUCGUAUUGUUAUCCGGAUGUGAAUGGAAGUUACUCUGACGUCAUUAUCGUAGACGAAUGCCGUACACGGAACCCUGAUCAAUCCAGGAUAUGUAUGCCCUCUGCCGCCAGGUUCUUGGAAUACAGCAACAAUACAGAUCUUAAUUCAACUGUUAAAAGUGUGUCGGAUGAGGUUGAAAUGAAUUCACUUGUCUCAACUGGGCUUUUCGAAGGUGACUAUUAUGAACUUAUUUCUGUGGUAUGCAUUGUGUUAACACUUUGCGUUUUAAGUCUUUCGUUAAGUGUAUAUAUUCGCAUGAUAUUUGUGAAAAGAAGAUAUUCAUCUUCCAAAUGUGAAAAUAAAUCUCCAACUGCGCAAAGAAACCUAAUGGACGAGUAUUUGGCUGAACAAAGAUCUUCAAAUUCAAACACUAUAGUCAGAUCAAAUAGCGAGCUAAUAGCAGUUACAAAGACCUAUCUAAAACGGCAAGAGACGACUUUGUCAUUAGAAACAGGUAAAAAAAUACUCUACAGGGAAGACGAGUUUUAUUCGCCUAUCAUAUGGAGUGUUGGUAAAGGCCCUUCUUCUAUAACAUCGUACUCCGAUAUGUUUUCAGUUUCCACAACAGAAAAUGUCGCUAACUCUUUAACCUGAAUGCAAGUACGUUAUGUAACUGAUAUUCUAUAUUAUCAAGCAAAACAUCUGAUAUGAUAAUAUCUAGCACUUGGAAAUGCGUUGGUUUUUAAAGAAAAUGGAUCCAUUCAAAUAAUUUACUUAUGAAGACCCUGAUAUUAGAUAAAAGUUGACCGUAUGAUGAUUAAGUGUUUCAGAUAAAGAAAGGAGGGCUUUCAAAAAUCACAAAAAUACUUUUAGAAAGAAAUUUUCACAUAAGCAGUGCUAAUUGGUGAGGAAUUAUCACACUCUGAGAUACAGUUGCCUCUCCGCCAGUCGGUUUGAUGAUUUUGAUAAAAAAAAAUUCAGCAAAUAUUUGUUGUUUCAUCAUUACCGUGAAUAAAGGUAUCGUUUCAAAUGAAAAUCUUAUGUGAAACAAUCAUCCCACAAAUCUUUUUUGUGAAAAGUUUGAUAUGGCAGUAAAUUUCAUAACAUACUAUGAUUUUAGAUGCAAUGUCAAGGUCAUUUAACAUGUCUUAUAUCAAAGAAAUUGAUCUACUUUCAAACAACAAUGUUUAUUAAUUAAACAUUGGAGAAAUA
Ylistrum balloti is the source of this 1823-nucleotide messenger RNA. RefSeq names its product tumor necrosis factor receptor superfamily member 1B-like. Lineage: Eukaryota; Metazoa; Mollusca; Bivalvia; Pectinida; Pectinidae. The record is from RefSeq and is a predicted model, not a curated record. Gene Ontology annotation, biological process: Rho protein signal transduction. Gene Ontology annotation, molecular function: death receptor activity; coreceptor activity; nerve growth factor binding. Gene Ontology annotation, cellular component: cell surface; plasma membrane. Bases 12 to 1265 code for a protein of 417 amino acids. The transcript has 4 exons.